Dermacentor albipictus is the source of this 894-nucleotide messenger RNA. RefSeq lists its product as uncharacterized. NCBI's taxonomy places the organism in Eukaryota, Metazoa, Arthropoda, Arachnida, Ixodida, Ixodidae. The record is from RefSeq and is a predicted model, not a curated record.
AUGGGGGAAUGCCCGCACUGUGGGGAGAAGUCCUCAGACAUGUUCCACACAGUGUGGGCAUGUCAAAAAACCCCAAAUCUAACCCCCUUACCCAACCCUUCCCGGGAGGACUGGGAGGCAGCCCUGCUCGGCUGCUCUGACCUGACGGCUCAACGGGCCUUGGUCGAGCAGGCCCGGGCGGCGGCCGACGCCAAUGGGCUUCCGACACAAGUUCAGAGGAAGCUGCAGGGCCCAGCGCUUCCCGCAGACAUCCACCAGCGACAACUGCCUUCGUGGUGUCGGGCCCUGCAGCUGUUGCUGCGCCAAGUGGCCUUACACGUGCUGCGGCCUACCCCCCAGGUACCUCAGCCUACCACCCAGGUGGCGCAACCUACCACCACCCAGGUGCCGCGGCCUACCACCCAGGUGCCGCAGCCAACCGCGCAGGUGCCGCAGCCAACCCCGCAGGUGGCGCAGCCUAGCCCCCGGGUGCCGCAGCCUACCCCUCGAGAGCCACGGGCACCCCGUAGACAGCCCAGGCAGCAGGAACUCGAUGGUGCCGUGGUGACGGCUACUGCCGAAUACGUUCGCCAGGGCCAGUUAGCGGAAGCCAGAGCUCAAGAGGACGCCCGCUUCCGCCAACAACUGCUGGAGCAAAACCGGCAGCACCACGAGGCCCACAUGCAGAGCCUGCGGCAGCACCACGAGGCCCACAUGGAGAACCUGCGGCACCUUAGGGAGGAGGUGGCGGGAAUGCGGGAAGUGCAGUCGCAGCGCCUCGAAGUGCAGCGGCAGCGCCUCGAAGUGGCGCGUCGGUCGCGCGAGACCAACGAGCGCCUGCUUCAGCUGCUGCUGGCUGCACUGGAGCAUGGUGGCGGCCAAGCCCCUCCCCCCUCUCAGGCCCCACAUAAGUAA